Molecule: messenger RNA, 2277 nt
Organism: Emys orbicularis (European pond turtle)
Lineage: Eukaryota; Metazoa; Chordata; Testudines; Emydidae
Gene: CENPI
Product: centromere protein I
Exons: 20
Coding region: 1-2277 (758 amino acids)
Biological process (GO): CENP-A containing chromatin assembly; mitotic sister chromatid segregation
Cellular component (GO): kinetochore; inner kinetochore
Source: RefSeq, a predicted model, not a curated record
AUGCAGCAAAGAGAGAAUGCCAAGAAUCCAAAGCAGGCUUUGCAGGUUCACCGUAGUAGCCUCUCUGCAUGGCAAAUAGGAGAGAGAACAGCUGGCCCAAAGACUGUGGACUUGAAAAGUGCCCAGAAACAUGAGAAAGGGAAGCAGCAAUCUGCCAGUGACAAGGCAGGCAACAGCACACAAGACCAUCUGGAGCAAGCUCUGACCUAUUUUGAGAGAGUUAAAGACUACAUUCCACUGAAAAAGAAUGAGGUUCUGCAGAAACACUUGGCUACUGUGGAAAGCAUUGCACUGCAGAGAGGAUUAUCCCCAGAAGGACUUGAUGUGUUGCUGAAUGUGGCACUCAGUGGCCACCUUGCUGAUACAGUAAAUACUCGGAUCUUGAAGUGCCUGAUUCCAGCCUCAGUAAUAGCAGAAAGUUCAGUGGUUUCAGCAGUAUCCUGGCUCUGUGUUGGCAAAUGCUCUGGCAGCACCCAGCUGCUCUUCUUAAGAUGGCUGAUUGCAAUGUUUGACUUCAUUGAUCACAAAGAAAAGCUUCAUGCACUCUAUGGCUUCUUCUUCUGCUCCCUGCAAGAUGAGAAGCUGUGCCCCUAUGUUUGUCAUCUGCUGUAUCUGCUGACCAGAAGAGAGAGCGUUAAGCCUUUUCGGGUGAGGAGACUGGUAGAUUUACAGGCAAAGAUGGGAAUGCAGCCUCAUCUGCAGGCUCUGCUAUCACUGUACAAACUUUUCUGCCCUGAGCUGGUGUCCAUAACUCUGCCUGCAAAGAUGAAGACCUACUUCAAGAAUUCAGAAAGCCUGUGGAAGGCAGCAAUCAACACCAUAAGGCGAAGAAAUCAGGGAACGUCUCCAACAUCCCAGCAACUGAUUCUAGGCACAGGUCACCCUCAGUCCCGGAAGAGAAAAUGGAAUACCCAGUUGAUUUUGCCUGUGUGCAGCACUGACACAAACAACCCAACUAGGAGCAAGGAGAUCAAUCAUGCUGACAUCCUCAGUCACAGUGAAUCUUUCCCAGUGGAGCAGCUACACACCUUCUCCCAGCUCUUACAGAACAUCCACCGCCUAGAGUUUCCUUCCCAGAUGGGCUCAGUGCUAAGGAAUUCCUUGCUGCUUCACUACAUUAAUUGUAUCAAAGAUGAAUCUAUCUACUUAAGGCUCUACUAUUGGAUGGGCCAGACUCUUCAAGAAGAAUGCACUUGGUAUAAGCUUGAUAACCAGCAGUAUGAAGAAGAGUUCAAGGACUUCCUGGAUAUUGUCUACAAGACAGAGUGUUUCUUGCAAGAGGGGUUCUCUUCCUGUGAAGAAUUCUUGUAUAAGAGCCUUCCCCUCUGGGAUGGUUUCUGCUGUCGAUCGCAAAUCCUCAGGCUGGUGAGCUGGAUCCCCCUCAGCAGCUUCUCAGAAAUGAAAGCACAUCUUUGUGAACCUCUGGCACAGCUUUUUUUUACAUCAUCCCUUUAUUUUAAGUGUAGUGUUCUUGAAAGUCUGAAGGAGCUGUUGCAGAACUGGCUGAAUUGGCAUGUGAUGCAGUUGGAUGUGGAGUCUGAUCCUAAAAUCAGUCCUUUGAACACCACUCUUUCUGGACUGGUGAACUCUGUGGCUGAGCUGAUCCACUUUGUAGGGUGGAUCGCCACUGUAGCACUGCACUUGGAGAACAAUGCUACUUUCUUGCUGUACUUUAUUCUGGAUUUCUAUGAGACAGUGUGCGAUGUGUAUCUUAAGUAUAACCUACCCUUGUUGGUGAUGCCUCCUCCUGGAGUUUUUUACCCAGCACUGCUCAGCAUGGAUGCUGUCAGUCUGAACCAGCUCUGCUACAUUAUGUACAGGUAUCGAACCAACUUGGUAGCUGCGAAAGAAAAUGAGCUGAUUAAAAAGACAAUACUGCAAUUCAAGUUCAGUAGCCAGACUUACCAAGAGUACAACCAGUACAUAAUGGCCAUGGUGGGCUGUCUGUGGACAUCCAGUGCAUUCCAGAAGGAUAUCCACCCUCAGGGCAUUCGCCUAGAUCCGGAAGUACUGAAGAAAACCAGAGUGCAGGAGGUCAGGAACAGCUUCAACAUUGUCCACCACCCAGCCCUGAUGGGCUAUGCUAUCCUCUUCCUGCAGCAGGCUUGGCCAGAAGAUAAAACCCUGAACUUCAACUUAAUUAAGGGGAGGCGGUGGAACUGGUAUCUGGAAUAUCUCUACGUGCAGGGGUUACAAGGCCUGAAACUCUUCAUCGAAAGCAGCAUCAAUCGUGUUUCUCAGGUCUCCCAAACCAAGUCAGGGAAUGUUCAGGUGUAA